AUUGUGCUUGUAAAAUGUUAUAAAAAAAAUAUUUAGACUACAGUAUUCACAUUUUCAGAAAAUAUCAUCUAAAGAUGAAUUUAGAGGCUUUACUCAAUUAUUAUUAAACUGAAACAAAACCUAAAAAAAUUGAGUACAUAAAAUAUUACACUUUACACAAUAUUACACUUUAAACUACAUGAUAACCCUUACUCAAACAUUACAGCUUAGUAGUUACAUAGUGACACAUAUAAAUGUCCCACACCACAUUUCAAAUUCUCAGAAGUCGAUUGAAAAUCUAACAAGCCUAUCUUGAUCAAGAUAAAUAUGGAUAUUCCAGCAUAUGAAGAGUUCCUAAAACAAAUAAAAAUCAACCUAUGGGUCUCAGGGAUACCCUAUGGUGAUCCUAAGGUCCACUUUCGAUUUUACAUCUUAUACAUCACUUUACAAAUCAUGUUUGGUCUAGAAUUGACGUAUUUUGUGUCUAAAAUUUCUUCAGAAAACGCUCUCGAACUUUCCCAGUUAGCCCCCUGUAUGUGCGUGGGGGGAUUAACAGUUUUGAAAAUAACAGCCUUAACGUUGAAAAGGAAGACAAUUUAUAAACUAACCGAAUGCCUUAGUCAGUUGCAUGGAAAAAUACUGAAAGAUGAUCAUAAGACAAAUCUUGUGAAGAAGAAUCUGAUCCUGCUAAACGUGUUUAUUAAAUACUUUUUGGUACUGAACGCAGUUCUGAUUUCAGUUUAUAAUUUUUCGACCCUGAUUAUCAUGACUUAUCAUUAUUUUGCGAAUAACGAAGUCAUUUUUCCUUUGCCAUACCCAGUGUUUGUACCAUUUGCUACGGAUUCCUGGUUGCCGUGGAUAGUUGUUUACGUCUUUUCAAUCAUGAGUGGGUUUAUCUGUGUGCUCUUUUAUACGAUAGUCGAUGGUCUGUACUUUGUGCUAACAUCCCAUAUUUGUGGAAACUUCAGUAUUAUAAGCGACCGAAUAAAAUGUUUGGAUGUAUCGAGUAUGGAUAACUUGACGGAAAUAAUUAAAGACCACCAAUAUAUAUUGAAGCUGGCUGAAGAUUUGGAAGAUAUUUUCACAGCGCCAAAUCUUUUCAACGUGUUGUUUGGCUCUCUUGAGAUUUGUGCGCUUGGAUUUAAUAUAACCAUUGGAAGUUGGGGCCAAACUCCAGCAUGCCUCCUGUUCCUUUCGUCUGUUUUGCUGCAAAUUCUUAUGAUGAGCGUCUUUGGCGAAAACAUUAUAAGAGAGAGUAGCAAAAUUGGCGAUGCGGCUUUUUUAUGCAACUGGUAUAAUAUGGAUGAGAAAACAAAGAAAUUGAUUUUGAUGAUAAUAGUAAGGUCCAAAAAGCCAGCAAGAUUGACAGCCUACAAAUUUUCUGUGAUUAGUUAUGAGAGCUUCACAAAGAUCAUAAGCACGUCGUGGUCAUACUUCACGAUUCUAAGAACAAUGUACGCGCCGGCUGACGUGAAUCGUUCUGACUAAACACGAGUACUGGACAAUCAGUCAAUCAAUCUGUCAAAUAAAUUGCAUAUCGCCUGCGGUCCACUGCUGGACAUAGACUUCCUCCAAGUUGCAGAACAACAAACGGUCAUCCACAUCCAAUCCACCUUAUUUUAGCAAGUCAACAUUACACUUUAUAAUCACUUAUUGUGUACUAUAACAAAUCGAAAAUAAACCAUUAUUCACAGAAAGACAUUAGAAAUUUUCUCCUUUUACUUACCUCAGAAAAGCUCUACCUAGUCUCAUUAACAAGCUGACUAAAUGCUACUCUUACAAAAACACGUAACUAAAGCGAAUAUCAAUAUUAUUUUUUCUCAUGUUUUAAAUCAUUAAA
Molecule: messenger RNA, 1819 nt
Organism: Trichoplusia ni (cabbage looper)
Lineage: Eukaryota; Metazoa; Arthropoda; Insecta; Lepidoptera; Noctuidae
Product: putative odorant receptor 92a
Exons: 7
Coding region: 307-1467 (386 amino acids)
Biological process (GO): sensory perception of smell; detection of chemical stimulus involved in sensory perception of smell
Cellular component (GO): plasma membrane
Molecular function (GO): olfactory receptor activity; odorant binding
Source: RefSeq, a predicted model, not a curated record